AUGAGCCGGCUGCUUUCUCUGCCUCUCCUAGUGUUUUUGAGCUGUUUUGACAUAUGCACUCCCUCUCUGCUUCUCUUGCUCUCUCCAUUUUUUUCUGUCUUUUCACCAAUCCACCAAUACCUCCCCAUACCUCCAUCUCUUUCUGUUUUCCCCUCCAGGACAGGAAAAGGAGCAGUAGCUGGGAGCACCAGCAGACAACACUGACCAGAAUAACAGGAAGAGGAAGUGGGCAGUGACCUGUGUGAGAGAGGACUGCGGUCAGACAGCUGUGGUUCACCAUUUUUGGCUCUUGGAUGAGAAAAGCACAUCAGAAGGGAGAGAGGAAAAAAGAACAAGAGAGACUCGAAACCUGUUGGAUUCACACCUGCGGGAAAACCUCGACAACCUGAGAAGAGAAAGAGGGUGACAAAGACAUUUUGGGGUAAAAACUCCACUGUUGGAGUAGCUGGAGUUUUUACUUAUUUGAUAAUAAUCUUACUAACUAAGAGACAACUGCAAUACCCACUUGAGUAAAAACUGAUAAUUAUCUGAUGAGUGGGUUUUUCUGAUAUUUGAUUCUCCGUUUUUCUUUGGAAAUCCAUCUCUGGGAUACAACUUAAGAGGCAUCAACCCAUUUUUCAUCAUCACAGACUUUCUUAUCUCUCUGGCAGUCCAGGAAGGGAUUUGUACAAAAGCCUAGUAAAAAUCUAACAAAGAGAGAAAUCCCUGCUUGUACACCUGCUGCUCUCAUUCUACAUCAGGGGGAAAAAAAGGAGUACGAGAGAGGAAAAGAAGUAGUCGUAUCAGUAGGUGGUUUUUGCCUCUGUUGAGCUCAUGACCACCCACCAACCACUGAUUUCUACCACAACCUGCGAGAUUAAUAAAGCAUAACUCCAGUCUGAGCAAGUGAACACCUUGAAGGAUUUGGGCUUCAUUUUAUACCUCGACAAAGAUCUGAACAGCAGUUCUGCCCGGCUUCGACUUCAGUUUGACUGAUGAUGGCUUGGCUCCAGCUGUGGACCACAGGACUUCUGGCCACUAUGGCCUUGACUAUCAUCACUGCUCAGGACUCUGGACUUCCUGGGGUAGAAAGAGAGAAUCUCGGCCCAGCUGACAUUGUCAAGAAGGAAUCCCAUCCCGUGCUGUUCAGGCAAAAAAGAGACUGGAUCUGGAACUCUCUCUAUGUAGAAGAGGAGAAACCUGUUGUGACUCCGUUCAAGAUAGGACGGCUCAAGUCAGACAAGAGUGUGACAGGUGGGCAUUUUAAAAUAGCUGGUGAAGGAGCAAACGACAUCUUCAUCGUGGAUGAUAAAGGAGACCUGUUUGUCACCAAAUCUCUGGACAGAGAACAGAAGAAUGCUUACCAUUUGACUGCUAUGAUGUUAGAUGUGUCUGGCAACCGAAUAGAAAACCCUGGAGAAUUUGUUGUCCAGGUGACAGAUAUCAAUGACAACACCCCUGUUUUCACUCAAUCAUACAAUGGAUCCAUUGAGGAGAGGUCUAGAAUAGGAAAAACAGUGGUUGAGGUGAAAGCUACUGAUGCAGAUGACCCCACCACUGCUAAUGCAGAGCUCAGGUACUCUUUGACCCAUGGAGACAUUUCAGCCUUUGAAAUCGACAGCGUCACAGGUGUGAUCAGCUGCAAGAUAGACACUUUGGACCGGGAAACCAGGGAGGAGUAUGUGGUGGUGGUUAAAGCUCAGGACAUGAGAGGAUUGGCCUCUGGCAGCACAGCCACCACCUCGGUCACUAUUAAGAUAACUGACAUCAAUGACAACAUUGCUUCUUUUACCAGAACGAAAUAUGAUCUGAACGUUCCAGAAAACCACAAGGUGGAUGAGACGAUCGGGAUUCUGGAAUUGGUGGAUAAAGAUGAGAUUCAGAACAAGGAGCCCAUAUUUACCAUUCAAAAUCUUAAUAGCAACAUAUUCAAUAUUGAACCCAACCAAAACAAGGAUGGAAACCUCAUGCUCAAAGAGGCUCUGGACUUUGAGAAGACAAACAGCUACUCUUUCACUGUCCGGAUGAAAGAAAAUGUCCGAACUCCCGCUGACAACACAAACACUGCAGUCACCAGUGCACAGGUCAACAUCAACGUGUUAGAUGUAGAUGAGCCACCGAUCUUCUCUGAGGACAUGUACAAAUUUAACGUGAAGGAAGAAAUGCAUGUGAACAACAUAGGAUUCAUCAAAGCCAGAGAUCCUGACAGAGCCAACAAGACCAUACAGUUCUCCAUCAUGCAGCCGGACUGUCCUAUCGGUAUCAACCGACUCACAGGUCAACUGUACACUCUGAGAAAUCUGGACAGAGAGGAUAAGCCCACACACGUGUUUCAAGUUAAGGCGCAAGAGGAGCCAAGUGGUUUGGAGUCAGUUGUAAAAGUUAACAUUAAUGUUCAGGACGUGAAUGACAAUGAACCUGAACUCAGAGUUGACGACAUCUAUAUAUGUGAGAACGAUGAGUCUAAUACGAUAAUUGGAACCUUGACUGCCACAGAUAAAGAUGAUCAGCCAGUUGCCUUCACUUUCAGUCUGGCGAGUGAGAAUUCCAACUUCUCCAUCAGAAACUAUGGCAAUGGCACAGCAGCUCUCAUUGUGAAACAGGGCCCAUUCAGCCUGGAUGACCCCAAGAGUUACAAGGUGGAUAUAAGGGUCAGUGACGGAGGACAUCCCUCCAAGAGCAGCGUCUCCACAGUAUCAAUCGGGAUAUGCCAGUGUGAUGCCAACCGGAAUCGUACAUAUUGCAAACCUGAGGCUCGGAGGAUGGGAGUCAGUGUUCAUGCCCUGACAGCCAUUUUGCUUUGCAUACUGACAAUUCUGGUCAUAGUGAUCCUGUUCGUGAUGAGGAAACGCUACCAGAAGGAUUCCCUGGCCAAUAUGAAAAACAGCGGAGAGAUUCAUGAGCAGCUGGUCACAUACGAUGAGGAGGGAGGAGGAGAGAUGGACACUAAUGGCUACGACGUCUCAAUCCUCACCUCCGCUUGCCAUGACGGCUCCCUGCUUCGCCACCAAGAUCACCGCCCCCACCCCUCACUCUACGCCAUGGUCCAGAAACCCCACCACCACACUCAGCCCACCGCAUGUAAGGGCGACAUGGCAGCGAUGAUUGAUGUAAAGAAAGACGAAGCUGAUCACGACCGAGAUGGAUUCCCCUACGACACUCUCCACAUCUAUGGCUACGAGGGACCUGAGUCUUUAGCCGGAAGUCUCAGCUCUCUGGGAAGUUCCUCUACUGGUUCGAACUUGGAUUAUGACUUUCUCAACGAUUGGGGCCCGAGGUUCAGGACCCUGGCAGAGCUCUAUGGUGUAGAUGGCCCAGAUUACUACCAUCAGUACUGAUACCACAUACCACCACAUAAUGACAAAUCAUACACAUACACAACAAACAUACAGCUUGAUACAGUAAUCAGAAAGAGCCAUAGCAAUACACUCACAUACUGACCAGAAGCAUGCAGGAAAUAUACACAUUCACACAGAAACAGAUCUACACUAGAUAACCGUGUUCUUGAGAGACUUCUCCCGCUCCUCAAAACAGAAUCAGGGAGCUCCUUUUUAUCCAGUAACAAUGACUAACUUCUGUUAUGAUGUGUAAUUCAGUGAAUCCAUUAGUGUGUUGUGCCUCCGUCUGUUCACUCCCAGUCAAAAAAAAAAGAAAAGAAAAGAAAAGAAAAGAAAAGAAAAGAAAAGAAAAGAAAAAAAAAAGCUUCGUCAAAAUCUUGGAAGCUCCAUGAAGUUGAGUCAAGGAGGCUCUUCUUUGUUCCUGUUUCCAGUGAAAUAUUGGAAAGAUUUUUAAAGGAACAGAACACCAGGACAUCGUUGAAAGAAAUAAUAGAAAUAAUGGCUUCAUACAUUUGCAAGAGGACUGAUUAUUUGGUGACAAUAUGAGAUCCAGACCAUGAGGAUUUUCCUUUACAGCAGUGUUGGGAGUUUUACACCGUAACCCUUUUAUUCUGAAAAAGGUCUAAGCAGGUGAAGCCAGUUGGGUUGGAUAUGGAUGGGUAGGAUAAUCCCGUCCCUUUCAGUGAUGUUACUCAAUUACUUAAUUUCUUUAGCAUUUAAUAAUUUUGCAGCAGCAUUUUGUAAUAUGAUUUUUUCCCCCUGUGGUGACUUUGGCAAAAGACACAGACUAUUGAAGAUGAAAAGUUUAUAAUUUGAUUCAUUAAGUAUCCCUUAAAAUUAGCAUUAACCGUACCCAUCAUAUUGGCCUGUUAAUGUAUGAUUAACUGAAUUCAUAUAUUUAAAUCCUUAUAUCCUGUUUAACAUUACAGUGUAUUGCUAAUAUAAUAUUGCAGACUCUGAAGAUUAGUUCAUUUUGCUGCAAAGAGAAUUAAAGGAAUCAUAAUAAUUCAAUCCAACGGGGGCUGCAAAAUGCUGCGUGUGAAAGCAACUCACUGCUGAUCUUUUUUUCCCCUUCGUUCUUUUUUUCUGUCUCUUUUGGUAUACGCCGUGUGAUCUCUUCUAACUUUGAUGUGUGUGUGUGGUUUUUUUUUUUAUAAAUUUGACAAAAGGGACACAAACAUGGGGAGAACGAGGUGAUUUUAUUUUUGAUCUGUAGUUGAUGAUUUGAUUUGUAAAUAUGAUUGCUUGAGGGGGUUACUGUACUGGGAAACUCUGAGCAGCCACACGAGUUUAAGCUCAAAGGGGUUUGAAGUGUUUGAUCACAGCAAGAUGCCAGUUAUGUUUUCUUCAUCUGAAAUACUAGAAGAGACCGUCUCUAAGGAAAGUUCAGCUCUGUAAAGUCUACUUUGUUCAUCAGAGCGUUAAGUCCGGUGGGUUAUUUUGUGACAUGCCCAUUGAGUUUGUGAUUUUUCUGAGGUCCAGACAUGACAUCAGGUGUCUGAACAGUAGUCAACAGAAUUCAAAAGAAGCAUCAAAAGUCCCUGAUUUUUUUUGCAGUUUUUUAAGGUGAAAACCUUAAAAAACCUUUCCUGCUUUGUGUUCCUAAAACCAACCCUCUGAUAUGAAUAAGGUCAUUUUCCGAGUAAGUCAUUUUGUCCAUUUUCUCAGUUAUCUUCUGCUCUGAAAAGAGAAAAGACAAUCGACAGACGGACAGAAAGGAAAUGACACUACUGAUUCUCAGACAGAAUUACAGCAUGUUCCGAGGGUUUAUUUGACAGAACCCAUCAUCACAGUUAUUGUUGAGAUGAAAGCCUAAUUCUCAGAGGCCUACUGGAACAAAAGUAAUUCAGACAACUCAGGAAGCACAGAGUUGGAAAAGCAGCUAGUUGGGCAGCCACAAUGACUCUGAGGUGGCUUGAAUAACUUUAACCUCUAAACCUUCUUGGCUGCUAUCAAAUCAUAAAACUUGAGAUGAAAAACACAAACUUUUUGACAGUCUAGAUGGUUAUUUAAUAUAGCUACUAAAAGUUAGGUAAUAGUUUCUCCUAAUAGUUGUGUAGGAUUAUUAUCUACCUUGAAUUUUAGCAUUAGAUAGUAAGGAUAUUCUACUUAGCAACAGAUAUGGCACUUCUUGGCGUCAAAUUGAAGUUUUGUCUAUAAAAUGUCAGUAAAUAUGAGAAAUACCCACAAGAGUUUCUCAAAGACCAAAGUAGCUCCUUUUUUCCUUUCCAGAUAUACUGGAUAUUUGGUCUGCCCCGUCUCUUGAGUAAUCAGGAACAACCAAUCGCAAGGCCACACGCUGUAGCAUUUAAACAACAAUCACAGAUCUUUUAGAUUAUUGCACGAAUGAAUGGCCAGGAAAGAGACCAUUGUUUCUGCAUUCAUUCAUAAAGCACCACAAAGGUAGAAGGUCACCAAUUGUCUGUGAUUACUGUGACAUCUGUGAAUCUAGUACCAAUUGUUGCUGAUAGUACCACCCUACUGAACACACACACAGCCUACUGUGUUUCUUUUUUCUUUUAAAAAAAAAAGUAAUUUCAUUUCAGUUUAUUUAACCUGCUAUUCAGUCCCAGGAAUUGGAGUUGAACUUGUUCCCUUAAAACUCAGUCCUGCUUGGAAUGCCUUUUGAUAAACAGUGAGACAAUAGCUGGAAGUCCUCUCAACGCCUUCCUGUUGGGGUUCAAAUAUAUAUAUAUAUACACUUAGCCAGUUCCUUCUCCUCAAUCUCAGCUUUGCUCUCCUUGUUUGUCUCACCAUAUCUCCUCGGCGCUGUCUUUUUCUCCGUCGUCUAAUCAGUGAGACCAAACAGUGGACUCAACUUCCUGUCCAUCUGGGAGGUUGUGCCCGCCUCUUCCUGUCUGUGUUAUCUUUCUCCUGGACCAACACAUUGUGCUCACUUCCUGCAAGUCCAGCCUGAGAAAUGGGCUUGAAGAGGAAGAGGGAGCGAGGCAAGGAGCGGCAUGGGAUGAGGUUGGGGGUUAAGAAGAAAGAAAGACGAAAAGAACAAUGCAGAGCAAUGAUUAGUUUUCCAGCUGAAAAGAAACACCUCAGAGCAAAGAUGUGUUUUUUUGACCUGUACAUUUUGCCAUCCUCAUGAAAGAAGGCUGAUCCCACCAGUAAAUCUUAAGUUUAUUCAAAAAAACAAAAAAACAAAACACACAGUCUCACUUUUGUGGCUUCAAAAUGGCAGGAAUGGAAUCUUAAGUACUCUUACCUUCAGUUUAUUUCUCCUCAUUGUUUUUAGGCAUUGCACUCAUGACCUUUGUCAAAAGCAACCCACUGUUUUUGUAAGUGUAAAAGAAAAAAACCUUCAAAAAUCUCUUAAAAAUUCUGGCACAACAAGCACCACUGCUAAAAAAAAAAAACAUUUCUAGAAUCUAAGAAUCUUAGCUAGUUUUAUAAUCCACGUCCUCGCUCGGCGAACAAACAAUGGCUCAUUUUUCUGUCUGACAUCUUUGUUUGGGUCAAAGAAUGGAAACAAACCUUGUAAACUUUGGUUCAAUUUUGCUUCAUUGUGCAGUGAAAGAAAAACCUUUUUGUCCUGUUAUUUCAAGCUAUUUUGUGGCUCUAAAAGUAACAGUAAUUUUUUUUUUAUGUGUGUGUGUGUGUGUGUGUGCGCGCAUCUUCACCAUUAUUGUAAUCAUGGCGGUUAUUUAAAAGGUGUGCCUGUGAAAAAGAAAAACUUCAUUGUUAAAAACCAGCAGGCUGUAGCAGACACAGGUGCUCCAUUAUCUACUUUCCUAAAAGCAACAAGUGCUGGCUGUACUUAGGUGAGAAAAGCUGGCACAUUAUUCGAGGCAGAUGGAUACAUUCGUAAUUUUGGCCAGCAGUAUUUUCAACUUGUUUGGCUCACUCCAAAACGAUAUAAAAAUGUACCACAUACAUUUUUAUGACAAAAAUCCAUUAAUAGAAUACAUCAAUCAUUAAACACUUCCAGAACACGGACCAUAUAGUCAGACAUGGCGUAAUAUUUUCCAGAGCUUGUCAUAUUUAUUUUUUCUUUGUGUGCUGCCAGGACCAAGACUUGGACAUAUUGGUUUAGACUAACAUGUUUCUUCCAAUCCAUCAUGCCCAGCAUGGUUUCAUUUUUAGGAAUUUUCUUGAGCUCUUUUCCCGCUUCUCCACACUUAUUCAUCAGAUUUUGCAACUUCCAACAUUUUUCAAGUAUUACAAUAACACGCUUCGGGACAAUGACAGCCAUACGAGUGCCAUAAUUAAUUUGAUAUGUUGGUUAUUAGUGGUUGUGGGAGGACAUUUACCUCCCCUGUUGAAGGAGUCACCUUGGAUUUAAACAGUGAAAAUUAAACCUCUCAGGGUGGGAUCCCAACACAAAAAGGUUAUUCACAUAAAUGUGAAGAAACAAAAAUAUGGAGUGUGCUGGUUUAAAAGACAACAUUUAAGUGUUUUUCUUCUGUUUGUCCUAUGUUUCAACAAGGGAUUUUAUUUUGAAAUGUAUAUAGAAAAAAUGUGCCUAAUAAGGAUCUUUCUCUGGCCUCACCUUGUUUAUUUUUUUCUUACUGUUGCCAUUAUUUUUGCCUAAAUAACUGUAUUUAAAGGAUUUUAAACUUGACACUCUCUUUUUUAAUUGCUGUAUAAAGGAAAACUAGAUUCAGCUUCAGCACAUGAAAGAAAAUAAUGUUUGAUGCAUGAGUGAGUCCUCGAGUGAAUAUGUAACUUUCUGCUUUUGUGUCCACUUUUGUGUGUGUGUGUGUGUGUGUGUGUGUGCGCGCGCGCGCAGGGGUGCUCGUGGUUGUACCAUGACUGUACCCAUGUAGAUAUACACACAAACGAGUAUCAGACCAGUAAAAAACAAAAACAAAAAAGGAAAAGAAACCACAUUUCUCUUGAGUGAAACAUUAAGGUCUGCAAGGGAGUGACAUGUGCCUUUACUCUUUAAAAAAAAAAAAAAAAAAAACAUGGAAAGAAAAAGAAAAAAUGCUUUUUUUUGAUGGUGAACACGAUGUUUUCUAUAUUGUUUUAUGGUGUACAGCAACUACUUUUUAUUACAUGAAAUUUUGUAAGUGUAGAAGAAUAAAAAUCCACUCAAAUAUG
Oreochromis aureus is the source of this 8369-nucleotide messenger RNA. RefSeq names its product cadherin 5 (gene cdh5). Gene Ontology annotation, molecular function: cadherin binding; calcium ion binding. The record is from RefSeq and is a predicted model, not a curated record. Lineage: Eukaryota; Metazoa; Chordata; Actinopteri; Cichliformes; Cichlidae. Gene Ontology annotation, cellular component: catenin complex; adherens junction; bicellular tight junction. Gene Ontology annotation, biological process: calcium-dependent cell-cell adhesion; cell morphogenesis; vasculature development. The transcript is spliced from 15 exons. Bases 975 to 3317 code for a protein of 780 amino acids.